GAGUUGCGACGACGGCUCCCCAUUCAUUCUUCACGGUCCCGUCUAGGCUAACGAGUCUUUUUUCCCAUCCAUCCCUAGUUCCCUGCCGCGCCCCAAACCCAAGGUACUUAAGUUAGUCUCCGUUUGGCAGCUGCAGUACAGUGCGUACAGUACAGUAAUAAGGGUCCUCCGGUUGGGCGCCGAUGGCCGUCUAGCAGGGAUUCUUUUCUUAGUGCUCGUGGGGCCGCCAGAACUUGUGGCAGUGAGACUGUGAGAGGCGGCGAGUCAGACGCGCGGAUCUGCAUUUGCAUCGGCUCGUUCCUCUGCGUUUCGACGAGUGUCGAGGCUACGUACGCGGUAACGUAGACGACAUGGACUCGAUGACUGAGACUGAACCACGACAUGGCUUGCGAGCAACAUGAAGGUGAGACGUCGCCUGAGCGCACAAGCAUCGAUAGUUUGCUGCUACGUACCCACGCACGCACGCCGCACGCACCUAAGACCUUGCAUCGGCAAGGCCAAGAUGGCCUCAGCGUCGAGUCUCCACCCGUCGCGUGUCGCGAGUCGCGACUUUUCAAGCCCCUACCCGCCCUCCUUACGAGUUACGACAAUGUCUUGCGAUCGCUCUGCUCUACCAACAUUGUGCGACUUCUUCGACGACAGGCAGCCUCUAGAUACUGGCUCAUCGCGAGACGACGCCGCACGCGGACAGACUGUGCUACGUACAUGCACCGACUUGUGCUGCACUCCAGCAACAGCAGCUCAGUGUUAGGUAGUACUCCGUACCCGAUCCCUGUCCAGUCCGCAACCGGGGCCAGACUAGCGCUCGCCAGUGCCCGCUCUGGGCGCGUAGACGGAUUGCCCGGCUGGUACGGUAAUUACUGGGCUCACGAUUCGACUCGAAUGCAUCUGGAGGCUGGACGCAACUUGCAAGGCGCAGUGAAUCGGCUCAACUGGAGCAUCCGUCGCAGCCAAGGACAGAUGUGCCACCCGUCAGUUAAUUUACCUGACAGCGCGUCGCCCAGCCGGCAGCGAGGCGAGCUGCGCACAUGGCAGUGGAUCUCGACAGCCUCGGCCGCCGUCGACAAUUAGCCGGCAUCUAUCAUGGCAUCUGACUGUAAUUACCCAGUCCAACACACGAUCUUCGACAGAGGACGACAAAGUCCACGCCGGCACUUGCUUCAGGCGUCGUCCACAUGGCUCUAGUCUAGGUACUCUGACGGCUUGGCCUAACCCACGGACGGACGGCAGCACCGCCUUGGCAGUGACGGGCAAUGUCUCAUCCG
This is a messenger RNA of Emericellopsis atlantica, 1265 nucleotides long. RefSeq lists its product as uncharacterized. The record is from RefSeq and is a predicted model, not a curated record. The coding region runs from base 382 to 1071 and encodes 229 amino acids. The transcript has 2 exons. NCBI's taxonomy places the organism in Eukaryota, Fungi, Ascomycota, Sordariomycetes, Hypocreales, Bionectriaceae.